AUGUCUGACGACAAAGAGAAUCGGUACCCCAGCUCGAGAUGUGAGGAGGUCAAGGCCAGCCUGGAGGCUUCCGCCCCUUCUGAGAGCCCAGCUCCCGUCUCUGCCGAGAAGGCUGCCGAGGCUGCCGAGGAACGGCCCAAGGACUCGCGACUGCGACGACGUGUUCUGCCGAACCCUAUUGUCGACGAAGUCAGGUCGUCUGUGACGGAUCUGGGAGUUCUGAUUCCGCUCCAGACGACCCAAGAAGUCCGUCAAGAUCAUACCAUCGUCCAGGCUCUCAUCACCAGGGCACCGACGAGAAUCGCUAACGACGUUCUCUCGCAAGUUCUCCCAAUGGCCCUGCGCGACUUGAAUGGCGAGAGUGCUAAGAACAUCAAUCACCUUCGACGUUGUGCAAAGCCAUCAGACCUCCCGGUACAUCUCAAGACACAGUUCAUGAAUGAAAGCGCCCUUGGCCGUCAAAUCCACAUUUCGAAAUCAAGCUGGAUCUACAUUGUUGUUGGCGAGACCAGCGAGUUCACAAAGCAGGAGCUCGUCGAGGUCCUAUCCCUGAUCGAAGGCAUGGAAGAAGAGCCCUUUGUGGCUACAGUCCCUAUCCCGCUGCUCGCACCCACGUCACAGAUCCAGGCUGCCAUGUGGUCAUCUCAGUUCUGGCCUACGGUCUACCGGAAGAACAACCCCUUGGGACCUCACCCCAGCAUCGUGGCGCGUGGCAGCGACGAGAUUAAGGACUCGGCGUCCGUCUGGAUGGCCCUCGCUCAUCGCGUGGCCCUCCAGGGGAGAGAAGCCGGCAUCGGCGAGCCGGUCGGGUGUGUCAUCGUCCAGCGAGACGACUCGGGAUCGUCGCUAGUGGCUCUCGCCGCAGACGCCCGCUGGCACCAGGAGCCCGGCGGUAUCGGCGGUACGGACGGCUCCAGCCUCCCCCUCACCCAUGCGGUCCUCCGUGCCAUCAGCAUGGUUGCCCAGAAGCUCGUCCGGCAUGAGCGGGCCAUGAACGGGCAGCCUGUUAUCGAGCCGAUCCUGGAGUACGAUGCCUUUCAGGAACGGCCGCUGAUUGAGCUGGAGAGGCAGUGCUUCGAGCAGGAGCAUCCCAACAAGGACGGCUACCUCUGCCAUGCGCUGGAGGUUUACAUGACGCACGAGCCUUGCGUGGAAUGCUCCAUGGGCCUCCUCCACUCACGCAUGGGCAAGGCUGUGUUUGCCAGGCCAAUGGCCUGCACCGGAGGCCUGAGCUCGGACGAUCGUCCAGGUGGAGGUGGACGAGGGUUGGGACUUUUCUGGAGGCGCGAGCUCAACUGGAGCUUGCUGGCUUGGGAGUGGGAGAGUGAAGACUCGCCCGACCUGCUUCGGAUCAAACCGACGACUCAUGUUUAG
Messenger RNA from Geosmithia morbida, 1374 nucleotides. RefSeq names its product tRNA-specific adenosine deaminase 3. The record is from RefSeq and is a predicted model, not a curated record. NCBI's taxonomy places the organism in Eukaryota, Fungi, Ascomycota, Sordariomycetes, Hypocreales, Bionectriaceae. Gene Ontology annotation, molecular function: tRNA-specific adenosine-34 deaminase activity. The transcript has 2 exons. Gene Ontology annotation, cellular component: cytoplasm; nucleus. The coding region runs from base 1 to 1374 and encodes 457 amino acids.